This is a messenger RNA of Ipomoea triloba (trilobed morning glory), 1395 nucleotides long. RefSeq names its product polyphenol oxidase E, chloroplastic-like. Lineage: Eukaryota; Viridiplantae; Streptophyta; Magnoliopsida; Solanales; Convolvulaceae. The transcript is spliced from 3 exons. The record is from RefSeq and is a predicted model, not a curated record. Gene Ontology annotation, molecular function: catechol oxidase activity. The coding region runs from base 14 to 1063 and encodes 349 amino acids.
GAGUGAGCUAGGGAUGGAUUCACCUAUUCUUCCAUUUUGGGGUACUAUUACAGAUUAUAAGCUCCCCACAGUUUCCGGACGUAUCGUCCGGCGGCCAUAUAGCGUCUUAGACGAUGAGUCCAAGGAGAAGUUUGAGACCGCCGUUAGAAAAUUGAAGGAACUUCCCGUCAAUCUUGCGGAUUAUGAUCUCAUCAUUAGAAGUUUGAACCAAGCUCAAUUCCCCCCUGAAGCGAGCUCCGGAGUGAUCUUCCCUUCUUACCACAGAAUGUUAUUGCACUUCAUUGAAAAAAGUUUUCAAGAUGAUAUCCCCGUGCAGGCCAUGCCUUACUGGAAAGACUGGCUAGACAUUGAUUUACCCGGUCCAGCCGAUAGUGGCCUGCAGUUUUCUUCCAUCGAUUUCGGCAUGGAGAACCUCAAGUUCAGCUCCGAUGUGGACCGGUGGUGGACCGUUUGGCAAAUUCUGGGCGGCAAACGUGCGGCUAUCACCGACCCAGAAUUGCUGCAGACGUCGUUCGUGUUGUACGAUGAAAACAAUAAUCUUGUCAGGAUUAAGGUUGAAGAUUGUCUGGACAUCCAGAAGUUAGGCUACACUUAUGAGGAUUUGCCGAAACCAAGAAGCAAGAAGUUCGAGCCGUUCACCAGAAAAAACCCGAGCAGCAGCGGAUCAAGUCUUCCCACAGCCACUGCCAUCUUGCCGGCGACCUUAAACGAGACUGUCAAGUUUUACGUGACGAGGCCGCCGGUGACGGAAGACAAGGAGGCGGUGCUGAAUUUGUACGUGGAGUACGAUGAAACAAAGAAUAUUAGGUUUGACGCGUACCUGAACGAGUACAAGGACGCGAAUUCGCUAGACGUCGAAAUGGCAGAGUACGCCGGAAGUUUCAUCAACUUCGCGCGGCCGCUCCAGGGAUCGGAGCAGACCAAGACGACGACUUGGAGCCUGGAAAUCGCCCAAGUGCUUCAGGACUUGACGCUCGCCGGUGAGAACAAGAUUCCGGUGACUCUAGUGCCAAAAAGUAGCGGUGAUUUGGUCACCGUCAAGAGAGUCGAUAUCACUGGUUAAGAUCCAGCUUUAUCAGUGUUUUUUUCUAAAGGUGUUAUUAUGUGUGUGAGUUUUUUUUUUUUUUUGAAAACUACGGACUCUAUUACAAUGCAGUAUCUGUUCAUAAUUACUUUCUCAACCUAUUGAAGCGGGCUCGAAACUACCUCCUCCCGUAUAAAUGGAAGGGUUUUAUGCCACUGGAAUACAAGGUCCUUGGCAUUAUGUGUGUAAGUUAAGUGUUUUUUACAUUGUAAAAUCCAGAUAUAUAGUGAUUUUUACUAUAAGUAAUUAGUUUAACUAUUAUUUGGAUAAUAAAAAUUUUGAGUUGUGUAUGACUCAUAUGCAUUAGAAAA